Messenger RNA from Megachile rotundata (alfalfa leafcutting bee), 3016 nucleotides. RefSeq names its product A-type potassium channel modulatory protein KCNIP2. The record is from RefSeq and is a predicted model, not a curated record. Gene Ontology annotation, molecular function: calcium ion binding. Lineage: Eukaryota; Metazoa; Arthropoda; Insecta; Hymenoptera; Megachilidae.
AACGAGCGGAACAUUUAUUCAAAUAAUAUUCAUCUCUCGAUUCGACGAUGUUCGUAACUUAGUUCGUUUAACGAGUGUCUGAGCUUGCGCGGGAACAAGCAAACCCCGUGCUUUUGCGUAGCAGCUGUUUCAUCGGUGCAUCAGCAUGAGGGCAGCGCGCACAUCGUUACGGGAGUCGUUCGGGUGACUUUAGUCCGCCGUGGGACAUCGAUCGGUGAAUUAAAGGCGUACAUCGUCGAUCGGUUUGAACGACGAGCCAAGACGCAACACCUGAACCGAAGGAAUCGAAAGAGAGGAACAGAGGAAAGAAGGAAAGCGUAGCUGGAAGAGACACCGGUUCGAUCAAGCUCGAUAUUCGGUUAGAAAGAACCGGACGAAAUCGUUUUAGAGUUAAGCAUCGAGCGUGUUGGAUCGCUAAAGGCGAUCGUUCGAUCGUGAAUCGCCGAUGAAGGCACGUAAGAACCGCGAGAAAAAGGGCGAACUUGAAGAACUCGGGGGCGUUUUAGGGGGUUCGACCGCCGGUGCCCUUGCUCUCGGUGGUCGGCACAAGCCCGAGGAGCUUGCCACCUUGGCGGCCAACACCAGAUUCUCCAGGAAGGAGAUACAGCUGAUUUAUCGUGGUUUCAAGCAGGAAUGCCCGACUGGACUCGUCGACGAGGAAGCCUUUAAACAAAUUUUCUCGCAGUUCUUUCCGCAAGGAGAUGCCAGCCAAUACGCCCAUUAUGUGUUCAACACUAUGAAGAGGAAACCGUCUGGAAAGAUAAGCUUCGAGGAAUUCCUCACCAUUUUAUCUAAAGUGUCGAGAGGUUCGGUGGAGGAGAAACUUCAAUGGGUAUUUGGUUUGUACGAUCUAGACGGGGAUGGGUUGAUCAGUAAAGAAGAGAUGUUGGACGUGGUCGGUUCCAUAUACGAGAUGUUGGGGCGUUACACCCAGCCACAAAUAGUCGAGCCACAUGUGGCUGCCAGAGAACAUGUUGAUCGCAUUUUUCACUUAAUGGAUGCGAAUAAAGACGGCGUGGUGACAAUCGAGGAAUUAGUACAAUGGUGUUCCAAAGACGAACAACUGUUGCGAAGUCUCGACACCCUUGACACCGUCUUAUGAGAUCUUUAUUAUUAUUUUAUAAUUCUUCUUCGAUUCCCAAGAGCCACAGAUCCUCUGUACAUUGUAUCUUGGCGCUCGACCGAGUUCUGUGUGUAGUUUCUAAACAAAAUUUUCAUCUUCGCAAUUGCAGUCGACAGGAAGAAAAGGAAUUGGACUUUGAAAGGAAAUUACCGUCUGAACUCGUCGAACGCUAUUUGUAAAUAUGUACUUACCCCACCUACCCUAGUCUUUCAAGCGUGCUACUCAAGGCACGAUAAAACCAACAGUAUUAUCAAACCUCUGAUACAAAAAAUUGCCAAUCCUCGUUGCGUCGAAUACUCCGUUAUGUCCGAUGGAUCACUCUGUGAUUUGUUACCUCUAAUGCAAAAAGAAAUAUUUCAACAACGAGUAUAUCUUAUAUAAUUUUGAGUCAUCCAUCGAGAAUUCUGGAGUAGAAUCGAUGCGGCGGGAACAACUCGGCCCCUCGAUUUAUUGAAACUAUGAACUUAUUUCUACGCUUUAACGACAAAUUUUAAGAGUUUUAACAAUCGUUAAGGCGUUAUUUUAACAUUGAUUCUUGACCUCUAUAUUUGUUCUAAAAAAAUUAAGCGAUCGUGAUAGUCAACGUGUUGAUACGCGAUGCCAACUACGAUCAAAGAUCCUUUCAAGAAUGAGCUUUUAUUAUCAUCCAUUGUUCGAGGCUGUUAUAGUAUAUGGCGUUAAUUAAAAACAUUUGUCUAAUACCUUUGCACGUUGCAUCUAUAGCUUACAAAUGAUUCAAUGCUCGUGAAAAGGAUCAAAUAGAAAUAAGAUACAGUUUAUUUUCUUGUUCUAAAAUCAUUAGCUAUUAGCCAUGUGCGAAUAAUAUUUGACAAUCUUUUCAAACUUGCCUUUUACGUGAACGAGUACAGAAAGGUUUCCUCGUUCUUGCUACAUUCUCUUCGACUCACCCGACCACUUAUUCUUUUCAACUAUUUUAACAUGGUGAUUAUUAUCGACAGGAGAGUCGCCGUGUUAAAAGUUGUUAGAACAAGUUAAUACCGAGCUUCAAGGUUUCCGCAUAUGCUCGUUCAAUGGAUCAUGAUUAUAAGUUUAAUUAUACCUGCAAUGGCCCAUACGAUGGAAAAGUAGUUAGUAACCCAGUAAUAUAAUAUCGUAGAACCCUCGACCAACUAAGAGAAACGUGAUCUUGCAAGAUCAACGCCCCUUGUGAUUCUCUCGUACCUUACUAUUUAUUACAACUCUCGCGUAAAGAAUUAUUGUUAUUAAGAUGAUUACUAUUAACCUGUUUAUCUAUCCUGUAAAUUCUAAAGCGAACCCUUUUAUGCGUAUGAACAUCAUCGAAUUUGUUGAAUUUCUCGAGUUUAUUAAAAACCUGUAUUGUAAUUGAACUUCUAAAAAAACGUUAUUACCUGAGCGUGCAUGUAAAGAAAUCAGUUCGAUCAUUUAUACAUUUGAUUGUUCUAAUAAUGUGCCAUUAAAAGCAUUCAAUAUGAAUAAAUGAAUGCUUGUUACAAUGGAUCCACUUUGGAAAUCAAUUUUUUCCAAUAGUUGAUGUUCCAUAUGUAGUGCAGCUUAGGCUUCCCUCAGUUAAGGGGAAUCGUAUGGGAAGGGGUGUCCCAUCACUCCUUACUUCUUAGACAUUCUUUAGACUUUAGGCUGACCUUACAUUUUCCUAAGGAUCUCUCAAGGUCGAAAGGUGGGAGACACCUGCCCUACUUUUCCCCUUAACUGAGACAAAUGUAUCGUUGCACCUAAAUGUAUAGUAGUAUUUCUUUUGCAUGAAAACAUAGGCGAUAGCUCAUUACUUAUUUUAUUGCAAAGUAUUCUAAUUGUCUUUCGAAGUAACUUCAACAUAGUUACUGAUGAUGAACGCUUUCUAAUGCUAACUUUAAUUUAUCGUAUUUUGUGAAAUAAAGAUAUUUAAAAACCAUU